Molecule: messenger RNA, 321 nt
Organism: Zasmidium cellare ATCC 36951
Lineage: Eukaryota; Fungi; Ascomycota; Dothideomycetes; Mycosphaerellales; Mycosphaerellaceae
Exons: 4
Coding region: 1-321 (106 amino acids)
Biological process (GO): translation
Cellular component (GO): ribosome; cytosolic large ribosomal subunit
Molecular function (GO): structural constituent of ribosome
Source: RefSeq, a predicted model, not a curated record
AUGGUGAACGUACCAAAGACUCGCCGCACCUACUGCAAGGGCAAGGACUGCAAGAAGCACACCCAGCACAAGGUCACUCAGUACAAGGCUGGCAAGGCCUCCCUGUUCGCCCAGGGUAAGAGACGUUACGAUCGCAAGCAGUCCGGUUACGGUGGUCAGACGAAGCCCGUGUUCCACAAGAAGGCCAAGACCACCAAGAAGGUCGUGCUCCGGUUAGAAUGCACACAAUGCAAGACCAAGGCACAGCUGGCGCUCAAGCGUUGCAAGCACUUCGAGUUGGGUGGUGACAAGAAGACCAAGGGUGCUGCGCUCGUCUUCUAA